AUGGCACCGAUCGUCACUCUGAAAAAGCUGCCCACACUGCAGGCUCAAUAUGAUGCUGGGGACCUCCCUGCCCUUCCCGAAGAAGGCGUUCCAAAGUAUCCAUUUGACAAGAAAUUGAAUGAGCGUGUCACCAUCUGGCGAGGGGAUAUCACCGUCCUGGAGAGCGAUAUGAUUGUGAACGCUGCCAACGGCUCCCUUCUCGGCGGCGGUGGCGUAGACGGCGCUAUCCACAGUGCUGCCGGCCAUAAGCUGCUGGACGAGUGCCGAACCCUCAACGGCGCAGAAACAGGCGAGACAAAGUUUACCAGUGCUUAUGAUCUGCCGAGCAAGAAGAUUGCCCACACUGUCGGGCCAAUCUAUUCGAGUGCUGAGAGAUCCGCGCCUCUGUUGGCUUCGUGCUACAGAUCGUCGUUGGAGGGGUGUAGGCAGUAUGGAGGAGGGUCUAUUGGGUUUAGCAGUAUCUCGACAGGUGUUUAUGGAUACCCGGUCAAAGACGCCACCCACAUAGCACUGGAGACGACCCGCAAGUUCUUGGAACAGGACGAUACAGUCACGAACGUCAUCUACGUCGUCUUUUCCAAACGCGACGAAUCCGUUUACCACGAGCUCGUUCCCAUCUAUUUCCCCGGCUCUGACUCUACCUCUUCUUCAUCCACCGAACACACCAAAGCUGCUGGAGCUGCCGAAUCCACCACACCUGCAUCUACCUCCCCUAAAAAGCUUACUAGCGAGGUCAAAGAAGCCAGCGCCGAACCGACUUCUUCCAACGCCCCAGUGGCGGCCGCAACAGCAGAUCUGGCUGCUGGUAUCGUCUCUGCCAUCGCUGGCGCUACUGCCGGUAUUGCCCCUGGCGAGAGCUCUUCGGAGGGCGCUGAGGCUGCUGAAGUUGCGAAAGAGCCUCUGGAAGAAGGUUGGCAGGAGGUGGACGUUGCGGAAGCUAAAGAUGCGCCGGUCACUGAAGAUGUUGGAGGGGAUGUUUCGGGGCCUAAAUAUGCUCCGGCAGCUGAUGAAGGUGCUAGAGAGGUCAAGCCGGAGAAGGUCAAGUCUGAUUAG
This is a messenger RNA of Cryptococcus wingfieldii CBS 7118, 1053 nucleotides long. RefSeq names its product LRP16 family protein. The record is from RefSeq and is a predicted model, not a curated record. The coding region runs from base 1 to 1053 and encodes 350 amino acids. The transcript is spliced from 5 exons. Lineage: Eukaryota; Fungi; Basidiomycota; Tremellomycetes; Tremellales; Cryptococcaceae.